UAGGGUUUUCGUCUUCCGCCCGGGUGGAGGAGGACGGGGGAGCGCGAUGAUCCCGAUCAACAACUUCGAGCAGCAUGCCAGCAAGUUCCUGGACCCAGACUUGUCGAUGCAGCAGCGGCAUCAGCUCGCCACCGAGGUCCGGGACAGCAUCGAGAUCGUCCAGACAUCCGAGUACCUCAAUUUCCUCAAGAACUACUUCCGGGUCUUCUCGUCGCUGCUUCUCAGCACCACCAAGCCCCAGACCAGCGAUUCCAUCGAGCACAAGCUCCGGUUUGUGAUUAUCGAGAUUCUCAACCGGCUGCCGCACAGCGAGGUCAUCCGGCCCUUCGUCUCCGAUCUCUUGAAGCUGUCGAUGCAAGUUCUCGGCACGGACAACGAAGAGAAUGGGCUCAUUUGUAUGCGCAUCAUCUUUGAUCUCCACAAGAACUUCCGCCCGGCGCUGGAGGCGGACGUGCAGCCUUUCCUCGAUUUCGUUUGCAAGGUUUAUCAAAACUUCAAGAGCACCGUAAGCUACUUCUUUGAAGAGACCAACAGUGAUGUCCAAAUUGCUGCUGCUGCCGCUGCCGCCGCCGCCGCGGCUGCUCCACAGAACGUUGGCUUUGUGGGAUCUCAAAGGGGAAGUAUCUCUGGGCAACUGAAUCCAAGUACGCGAUCGUUUAAAAUACUUUCGGAGUGCCCGCUCAUCGUCAUGUACCUCUUCCAAAUCUAUCCGCGAUAUGUUCCGAGCAACAUUCCUGUUCUUCUUCCGCUCAUGGUUAAUGCCAUCGCAGUGCCAGGACCAGCACCACACCAGGUUCAUCCGACGAUGAAGGGUCACUUUGUGGACCUUAAAGCGGGUCAAGUGAAGACAGUAUCUUUUUUGUGCUACUUGCUGAAGAGCUUUGCCGAGUUUAUCCGUCCACAUGAAGAGAGUAUGUCUAGAAGUAUUGUGAACUUGUUAAUCUCGUGUCCUGACUCAGUCACCAUCCGAAAGGAACUUCUAAUCGCUACGCGUCAUGUUUUGGCCACUGAUUUUCAAAGAGGGUUGUUUCCUCUGAUGGACAAGCUAUUAGAUGAAAGAGUUCUUGUAGGAACAGGUCGAGCAUGCUUUGAGGGACUUCGGCCUUUGGCGUACAGUAUACUAGCCGAACUCAUUCACCACGUUAGACUCGAACUGACACUUAAACAGCUUUCUUUGAUUGUAUAUAUGUUUUCAAGAAAUGUGCACGACCCUUCCUUACCGCUAGGUGUACAAACCACCUGCGUUCGUCUUAUGCUUAACCUGGUUGAGACCAUAUACAGUCGUCGUGGUGACCCAAGCAAAGAAGAUGGCAGAAAACUACUGGGACGGAUUCUGGAUGCCUUUGUGAGUAAAUUCUCAACACUCAAACGUUAUGCUUCACAGCUUGAACGUAACGACUUCAGUACCAGAACCAAGCUAGAGCUUCCUGUUCAGGCUGCGUUGAAUCUUCAAACGCCUCAAGAACAUGCGAAAGAUUUUGCGGACUGCAAACAGCUUAUCAAAACAUUAAUAAUGGGAAUGAAAACUCUAAUAUGGAGCAUCACAAAUUUCACAGCCACUCAAGUGUCGAUGCAGCAGCCUCAAGGUGCAGUUGUCAACGCAGGCGGGCCCAAAGGCAUGCGAGAGGACGAGGUUCUAGCCGCUUCGGGGAUCCUUACAACUGGAGUGUUUUGCUUAUCUCUUUACAAAGACAAAGAAGAGGAGAAGGAUAUGUUCACGCACUACACAUCCGUUUUUGGAGUGAUGGAACCCCGGAAUCUCAUGGACCUGUUUUCAAGAUGUAUGCCACGGUUAUUUGAGUACACUCUGGCCAACAACCAGCUCCUUCAGAUAUUCUCAAACCUGCUACAGAACCAGAAGUUGACACGACAUUUUGCGGACGUGUUGAUACAGUUUCUUAUGGGAAAGCUCGAUACUUUAAAGCAGCCGGAUACUCCCCAGGCCAAGCUCGUGCUGCAGCUAUUCAGAUAUCUAUUUGUUGCGGUCGCGAAGUAUCCAAACGACUGCGAGAGGGUUUUACAGCCUCACGUCCUCACCCUUAUGGAAGUAUGCAUGAAGAAUGCUACGGAAGUGGACAAGCCGUUGGGAUAUAUGCAGCUCAUGCGAAUUAUGUUUCGCGCUUUAUCAGGUGGAAAGUUCGAGCUCUUAUUUCGGGAGUUCGUUGCUACGUUACAACCGUGUCUCAAUAUGCUACUGGCUAUGAUCGAAGGACCCACAGGCAUGGAUAUGACUGAUCUUAUAGUGGAGUUAUGCCUGACUAUGCCGGCCCGGUUAAGCUCGCUUCUGCCACACUUACCACGUCUUAUGAAACCUCUGGUACUUGCUUUGAAGGGGAAUGACGACCUUGUUGCGUUGGGUUUCAGAACACUGGAGUACUGGAUUGACAGCCUGAAUCCGGAGUUUCUGGAGCCGAGCAUGGCCAAUGCGAUACCCGACUUGAUACUCACGCUGUGGUCACACCUCCGGCCUAAACCAUACAUAUGGGGUGCCAAGGCGUUGCAGUUACUUGGGAAGCUCGGCGGAAGAAACAGGAGGUUUUUGAAGGAGCCUUUGGCACUAGAAUGCAAGGAAAACCCGGAGCAUGGACUUCGACUGAUUCUGACGUUCGAGCCGAACACUUCGUUUCUUGUGCCUUUGGACCGGUGCAUUUAUUUGGCAAGAGCAGCCGUGAUGCAGUCACACGGCGUGGACACCUUCUAUCGGAAGCAUGCUUUGAAUUUCUUGCGAGUCUGCUUAUCAUCGGUAUUGAAUCUCAAAGGAAAUAUUGGUAAAGAAGGAGUUACGCCAGGCCAGCUUAGUACAAUGCUCAUGACAUCCGUUGAUCCAUCAAAGCGAAGAGCUGAAGUCUCAAAUAUGAAGGUCGAUCUCGGCGUUAAAACAAAAACUCAAUUGGUCGCUGAAAGAAGUAUAUUUAAAGUUCUUCUGACAACAGUUAUAGCCUCUAGCGUGGAGAACGAUCUUCAAGAUCCGAAAGACGACUAUGUGCCAAAUAUCUGCCGCCACUUUGCAAUGCUUUUCCACGUCGAAUCUUGCUCGGGAAACGCUGCUGCCUCGUCGAGCCAAACGGCGGGGGACUUGCCAACAAAAUCUCGGAGUCAUUCGAGCUUGAAAGAACUGGAUCCUCUUAUAUUCCUGGACGCUCUGGUAGCUGUUCUGAUGGACGAGAACAGACAACAUGCCAAGGCCGCUCUUCAGGGCUUAAACGUCUUUGCGGAGGCGCUUCUCAUCUUUGCGAGGGCGAAACACACUGGCGUGCUGAUUCCGAAGGGUGUAAGCACUCCUGGAACGCCGAUGAUGGUCUCAAGCCCGUCAAUGAACCCGGUUUACUCGCCUCCACCGGGUGUACGAGUUCCUGUAUUUGAGCAGCUGCUACCAAGAUUGUUACAUUGCUGCUACGGGAGUACAUGGCAAGCUCAAAUGGGCGGGGUAAUGGGACUUGGUGCUUUGGUGGGAAAGGUUACAGUCGACACUCUUUGCAUCUUCCAAGUUCGUGCAGUGCGUGCUCUGGUGUACGUACUAAAGAAGCUACCGCAGCAUGCAAGUAAGGAACAGGAUGAAGUAAGCCAAGUGCUGACGCAGGUGCUGCGGGUGGUGAACAACGUAGACGAGGCAAACAAUGAGCCUCGGCGUCAAAGCUUUCAGGGUGUUGUGGACGUCCUGGCCGCGGAACUCUUUAAUCCCAACGCGACACAUACUGUCCGAAAGAGUGUCCAGCAGUGCCUUGCACUUCUGGCCAGCAGGACAGGGAGUGAAGUUUCGGAGCUGCUUGAACCGCUACAUCAGCCACUGCUUCAACCUCUGAUUUCUCGACCUCUUCGCACAAAGCACGUUGAACAACAGGUCGGAACUGUGAUGGCUUUAAACUUCUGCCUGGCCUUGCGGCCGCCUCUUCUUAAAAUGACUCCGGAACUUGUCACACUCUUGACGGACGCUCUUCAAAUUGCGGAAGCUGACGAAGCUGUACUGAUUGGAAAGUUCAUGAGUCCGAAAAUGGCAAACACCCUGACCAAGCUUCGAACAGUUUGCAUUGAGUUGCUAUGCACUGCUAUGGCCUGGGCGGAUUUCAAAACUGCAGCUCAUAAUGAGCUGCGGUCACGGAUCAUAGCUAUGUUCUUCAAAUCCCUGACCUGUAGAACACCAGAGAUAGUUGCAGUAGCCAAGGAAGGUCUUCGUCAGGUUAUUCAGCAACAAAAACUGCCAAAGGAGCUCUUGCAAAGUAGCCUGCGACCGAUUCUUGUGAAUCUGGCAUCGUAUAAGCAUCUGACGAUUCCCUUGCUUCAAGGGCUUGCUCGACUGUUGGAGCUGCUUUCUAAUUGGUUCAACGUGACACUCGGUGGUAAACUCAUGGAACACCUGAAGAAGUGGCUAGAGCCGGAAAAGCUUGCUGGAACAGUAAAGUCCUGGAAGCCCGGGGAGGAAGCGAAGGUCGCUGCGGCCAUAAUAGAGCUGUUUCAUCUGCUUCCUCCGGCCGCCAACAAGUUUCUUGAUGAGCUUUUUCAACUAACCAUACAUUUGGAGGCGGCAUUCCCUCCAGGGCAAGUGUACAGUGAGUUGAAUAGCCCAUACAGGCUACCUAUCACAAGGUUUUUGAACCGCUAUGCGACAGAAUCAGUAGAUUACUUUCUGGCACGCCUUUCGGAGCCAGCUUAUUUUAGAAGAUUUUCCGACGUUAUAAAGUCAGAUGAGGGGCAACCCCUUCGUGAGGAGUUGGCGAAGUCACCGGGCAAGAUCAUCGAGUGUGCUUUUACUGUAGUUCAACCAUCAACCGAAGAAGCAGAUCCAGGUUCAACAGCUAGUGGUGCUGACGGAUCGGUACCUCCGCCGCCUUCUACGACGUCAGAGUCCCUGUUUCAAGGUGUUGCCUUGGUAGCUACUUUGGUCAAGCUCAUACCGGACUGGCUGCACGAAAAUCAGACCGUGUUUGAAGCCUUAGUUCGGCUGUGGCAAUCGCCCGCAAGGCAGGAACGACUAAAGAACGAGCUAAAUUUGACUCUGGUGCAAGUGAAGGAGAGCAAGCGGCUAGUCAAAUGCUUUCUGAAUUAUGUGAGACACGAUAAAGCGGAGGUUGAUAUUCUUUUCGAAAUGCUGUCCAUAUUUUUGGUCCGAACUCGUGUUGAUUAUACCUUCUUGAAAGAAUUCUACAUGAUCGAGGUCGGUGAAGGAUAUACACCCCAGGAGAAAAAAGCUGUUCUGCAACGUUUUCUUCAAAUAUUCCAGUCGAAGUCGUUGAAGCAAGAGUCCUUGGUGGUCGCCAUGCAAAUGCUUAUUCUUCCCAUGCUAACUCAUUCGUUUCAAAACAAUCAAAGUGCCGACGUUGUCGACCAGCCUAUCAUCAAGACUAUUGUGGACAAGCUGUUGGAUCCUCCCGAAGAGGUCAGCGCUGAAUACGAUGAGCCUCUUAGGAUAGAACUCCUGCAGCUGGCGACGUUGUUGCUGAAGUAUCUCCCCCACGAACUCGUGACACAUCGUAAGGAACUUAUCAAGUUUGGCUGGAAUCAUUUAAAGCGCGAAGACAGUGCAAGCAAGCAAUGGGCUUUUGUGAAUGUUUGCCGUUUUCUCGAUGCAUAUCAGGCUCCAGAAAAGAUUAUCCUUCAGGUUUUUGUUGCACUAUUGCGGACCUGCCAACCGGAGAACAGAAAUUUGGCAAGACAGGCGCUUGAUAUUUUGAUGCCAGCUCUUCCUCGCAGACUUCCCUUGGGUGAACAGAAGAUACCUAUAUGGAUACGUUACACUAAGAAGAUUCUUGUUGAGGAAGGCCACUCGGUACCAAAUCUUAUUCACAUCUUCCAGCUAAUAGUUCGACACUCGGACCUGUUCUACACUUGCCGGGCGCAGUUUGUACCUCAGAUGGUGAACUCCCUGAGCCGCCUUGGGCUCCCUGGAAAUCUUCCGAUGGAAAACCGCAGGCUGGCUAUUGACCUUGCUGGACUCGUGGUAUCAUGGGAAAAACGACGGCAGGGAGAAGCAAAGGCGGUUAUGGAAGGAGAUCAACCUUUAUCUACAGAUGGUGCGUCAUUCUCGUUAGCAGCUACGGACGUAGGAGUUGGCUCAAAGAGACCACCGGAACUACUGUCUUCGGACGAGACCAAGAGAGUAAAGAGUGAGCCAUCACUUUCUGGGAUGUCACCUGGUCUGGGAUCAAGUACUCCUUCAAUACCGAACGUUGGCACGCCAAAUUCAAUGGGUCAGCCGGAUGAGGAGUUUAAGCCGAACGCUGCAAUGGAAGAAAUGAUCAUCAACUUCUUGAUAAGGGUGUCGCUGGUGAUGGAUCCGAAGGAUAAGGAAAUGGCAGCGAUGUAUAAGCAAGCAUUGGACCUCCUUACGCAAGCACUGGAAGUGUGGCCUGGUGCAAAUGUGAAGUUUAACUACCUGGAGAAGUUACUGAGCAGCGCUUUACCUCAGACCACAAAGGAUCCGUCUACCGCUCUUGUGCAAGGACUUGAUGUGAUGAGUAAAGUCUUGGAAAAGCAGCCUCAACUUUUUAUUCGGAACAACGUACAACAGAUCAUUCAAGUUUUGGAUCCGUCCUUCAAUAGCAAACUCGCUGAUGUUGGAAGGUCAAUCUGUAAUGUUUUGAAGCUGGUGUUCAACGCCUUCCCCUCUGAUUCCCUCAGUAACCCACAAGAUGUAAGGCUUCUGCAUCAGAAGGUGGAAGAGCUGUUACAAAAGCACUUACAAGCUGUAACUGCGACCCCGUCUACUCUUGAACCUCGCUCUGCAAACGUUACUAUCAGUUUCUUAUUGGCAUUGCUCAAUACGCUCAGUGAAGGAAACCGAAGUUACUUGGACCGCUACUUGACUCACAUAGUUCGCGUGUUUCAGCGUCUCGCACGGGACAUGACCAACAGCUCGGGUGCACUUGCCCGACAGGGUCAUCGAGUCGAUCAAGAGGCUGCGGCAGGCAUGAACGUCAGCAACGUUCGCUCUCUUUUAAAGCUUAUCAGUGGCAGAGUUCUGCUAGUACCUGAGUGCAAACGACUUUGCUCACAGACGAUUCAUAUGAUUCUGUCUGAGAAAGGAACGGAUCCAAGCGUACUUCUUACCAUCCUCGACGUUAUUAUUGAGUGGAUAGAGAACGACUUUCGAGCCUCUGGUUCCGGUGCGUCCGUGGGGGUGUUGAACACGAAGGAUGUCCUGACUUUCCUACAGCGUCUUGCUCAAGCCGAGAAAAAUAUGACUGGUUCUGCUUUAGACGAAUGGGAUUCGAAGUUUUUAGCGUUGCUAUAUCGGUUAUGUUCGGACGCAUCCAAGUAUCCACUGUCUGUGAGGCACGAGAUUUUCGUAAAAGUUGAGAAGCAGUUUUUAUUGGGACUAAGGGCCAGAGAUCCGGACAUGCGGCAGAAAUUUUUCUUACUCUACCACGAAUCUAUUGCGAAGACGCUUUUCACACGCUUGCAGUACAUUAUUCAGAAUCAGGAAUGGGAAGCAUUAAGCGACGUGUUCUGGCUAAAGCAAGGCUUGGACCUUCUACUGGCUAUUCUUGUGGAGAACGAUCCAAUCACGCUUGCUCCCAAUGCCGCACAAGUACCUCCGCUUAUGCCGUCCGGAGGAGUUCCCGACAGGCCUGGAAUGCAGCAACAGGCUGACACACCAGAUGAAGCGCCUCUCUCUUUUAUAGGCAUCGUGAACAAGCAUGCAAAGUUUUUGACGGAGAAUAAACUUCAGGUGGAGGAUCUUAUUGUCUCUUUACGGGAACUUGCAAAUACCGAUUCACAUGUGGCGUAUCAUAUGUGGGUUCUGGUCUUCCCGAUAGUCUGGGCCACCUUGCUGAAGGACGAGCAAGUGAUGCUAGCAAAGCCUAUGAUUACUUUUCUCUCCAAAGACUACCAUAGCAAGCAGCUGGAUAAGAGGCCAAACGUGAUACAGGCACUGUUGGAAGGGCUGUCUUUGAGUCAACCGCAGCCAAAGAUUCCAAGCGAGCUUAUCAGAUUCUUGGGAAAGACGUACAACGCGUGGCAUAUUGCGAUAUCUUUGCUCGAGAGUCACGUCAUGUUGUUCCCGACAGAAUCUCGCUGCUUCGACGCUUUGGCUGAACUCUACAGAAUGCUCGACGAAGAAGACGUUCGUUAUGGCUUGUGGAAAAGGCGGACGAUUACCAACGACACCAAAGCGGGAUUGUCUCUAGUUCAGCAUGGGUUGUGGCAGAGGGCACAGGAUCUCUUUUACCAGGCUAUGAGCAAGGCAACUCAGGGAUCUUACAGCAAUUCCGUCUCCAAAGCUGAGAUGUGUCUCUGGGAGGAGCAGUGGAUAUCCUGCGCUCGGAGACUUAAUCAGUGGGACAUCCUCGCAGACUUUGGUAAAAGUGUUGAGAACUACGAGAUUCUCCUCGACUGCCUUUGGAAGUCUCCAGAUUGGGCGCAUCUUAAAGACGUUUUGCCGAAGGCGCAGGUGGAAGAAACACCUAAGCUGCGGAUGGUUCAAACUUAUGUCGCACUUCAUGAAGGCAGCAUGAACGGUGUGACUGAGGCGGAUAUGAGAGUCGUUCAGGGUGUGGAUCUUGCACUCCAGAACUGGUGGCAAUUACCUGAGAUGUCAGUUCAGUCGCACGUUCCACUAUUACAGCAGUUUCAGCAACUGGUCGAGCUCCAGGAAUCAACAAGAAUACUACUAGAACUGGGAAACGCAAACAAGCAACAACCGGCAGGGUCCGGACAGCUGCAAGGAGGUGCAGGCAUGUAUGCGGAUCUUAAAGACAUUUUAGAAACUUGGAGGCUCAGGAUUCCGAACGAUUGGGACGAGUUAACGGUCUGGAAUGAUUUGAUGAUAUGGAGGAAUCACAUGUACAAUCUUGUGAUCAACGCGUUCAAGGCGCUGCAAGAGACAAAUCCGCAGUUACACCAGCUUGGUUUCAGAGACAAAGCUUGGAGCGUCAACAAACUUGCAUACGUUGCUCGGAAACAAGGUUUGCACGAAGUCUGCGUUACUGUUUUGAACAAAAUGUACGGCUUCCUUACUAUGGAAGUUCAGGAAGCGUUCGUUAAAAUAAGAGAACAAGCGAAGGCAUACCUUGACAUGAAAGGCGAACUAAUCACUGGACUUAAUCUGAUCAACACAACGAAUUUGGAGUAUUUUCCGAAUCAACACAAGGCUGAAAUCUUCCGCUUGAAAGGAGAGUUUUUGCAGAAGAUGAAUGACAGUGAGACCGCCAACCAGGUUUUCUCUACGGCCAUUUCUUUGUUCAAGCAUCUUCCAAAGGGAUGGAUAAGCUGGGGAAAUCAUUGCGAUCAGGUUUACAAAGAAACCGGCGAAGACUUGUGGCUGGAGUACGCAGUGAGCUGUUUCUUGCAAGGUAUCAAGUAUGGAAGCUCGUAUGGUCGGAGCUAUCUUGCCAGGGUGCUUUAUCUGCUGAGCUUCGAUAACCAAAAUGGAACCGUCGGUAAAGCAUUCGAAAAGUACGGGGACCAGAUAACUCACUGGGUCUGGAUUCCGUGGAUACCUCAGCUUCUACUUUCUCUGGAGAGACCCGAGGCAUCGCAUUGCAAGAAUGUUCUGUCGAAGCUGGUCGCACUUUUUCCGCAGGCCUUGUACUAUUGGCUUCGGACUCAUCUCUUGGAACGUAGAGACAUUGCGACGAAGUCGGAUGCUGUGAAAGGGUCACAAACACGUGCUCAAGCUGCUGUAGCUGCGGUUGCUGCUAAUCCGGACGCGUCUGGUACUACUACUAAUUCUGAAGGCCCCCAAGGCUCGCAGACCCCCGCGCCGCAACCUCAAAAUGGAAGUGCUGAUACGACACCGCAAGAAGCUGGAGGGUCCGACGGUAAUGCAACUGCGUCUGCAGAUACUUCACAGUCAACAAACGCCGCUGACCAGCUUGCCAUGCUACGUCGAAGCCACUGGGCCACGGCUGUCAGCUCAUUUGAAGCUGCAAGGGAGAUCAUGGACAUGCUGAGGCUAAAACACAACAAUCUCGCGGCGGAGAUGGAGGUUAUGUUAACCGAAGUCGGAGCACGUUUUGUUCCUUUGCCAGAGGAAAGAUUGCUAGCAGUUGUUCACGCCUUGCUUCAUCGCUGCUACAAAUUUCCCACUGCGACCACCUCUGAAGUCCCUCCGUCCCUGAAGAAAGAGCUUGCUGGCGUUUGCAAAGCUUGCUUUUCGUCUGAUACCGUGGCAAAGCACACGGACUUCGUCAACGAGUACAAAAGAGGUUUUGAACGCGACCUUGAUCCAGAAAGCACAGGAACAUUUCCGGCCACUCUAGCCGAGCUGACUGACCGCUUGAAGCAUUGGAAGAGUGUCCUCCAGUCCAAUGUUGAGGAUAGACUUCCAGCGGUAUUGAAGCUUGAGGAAGAGAGCAGACAACUUAGAGAGUUCCACGUCUUGGACAUUGAAGUUCCAGGACAGUAUUUCAACGAUAAGGAAGUAGCACCUGAUCAUACAGUGAAGCUAGACAGGAUUGGAGCGGACGUUCCGAUUGUUCGUAGACAUGGAAGCAGUCACCGAAGGCUAACUAUGAUCGGAAGUGACGGCUCUCAGCGACAUUUCCUAGUGCAGACGUCUCUGACCCCGAGCGCGAGAAGCGACGAGCGGAUGGUGCAGCUAUUCAGGGUUUUAAAUCGACUCUUUGACAAGCACAAAGAGUCAAGGCGCAGGCAUCUGGCAUUCCAUACGCCCAUCAUCGUCCCUGUUUGGCCUCAGGUCCGAUUGGUGGAGGAGGAUCUUAUGUACAGCACCUUUGGCGAGGUGUAUGAGAUCAACUGUGCGAGAUAUGGACGCGAAGCCGAUGUUCCUAUCACGCAUUUCAAGGAGCACUUGAACCAGACCAUCACAGGACAGAUGAGCCCAGAAGCCGUGCUGGAGCUUCGGCUAAACACGUACAAUGAGAUCAUCACCUCGCUUGUCAACGAGAACGUCUUCUCGCAGUUUAUGUACAAGACACUUCCGAGCUCCAACCAUCUGUGGACGUUCAAGAAGCAGUUUGCUGUCCAGUUGGCCUUGUCUGGCUUCAUGUCCUACAUGCUGCAAAUAGGUGGCCGGUCUCCAAACAAGAUCCUAUUUGCAAAGAACACGGGCAAGGUUUUCCAGAAUGACUUCCAUCCCGCCUACGACAUCAAUGGCAUGAUCGAGUUUGCUGAGCCGGUUCCAUUCAGGCUCACUCGCAACCUGCAGACUUUCUUUACUCCCUUUGGAGUCGAGGGCCUUUUCGUGUCCGCAAUGUGUGCGGCAGCACAGUCGGUGACAGCACCCAAGAACCAACACCUUCAAAACCACCUGGCGAUGUUCUUCAGGGACGAACUUAUUUCCUGGUCGUGGCGCCGUCCACCGGGAAUGCCCAACGCUGCUGUGGGUGGCAUCUCCCCCACGGAGCUCAAGCAGAAGGUGACCGCAAACGUGGACCAGGUGCUCGCUCGCGUCAAGGGCAUCGCUCCACAAACAUACCCCGAAGAGGACGAGAAUUCCAGCGAGCCACCUGUGUCUGUGCAAGCAGCAGUGGCAGAGCUUGUGGAAGCAGCGUUGCGGCCAAAGAACUUGUGUAUGAUGGAUCCUACUUGGCAUCCCUGGUUCUAAGCGAAUUUUACAUAGAAUUUCACUUGUAUAUGCUCACAUCCUCCUAGGUUGAUGUUGUCUAAUUCCAUGUGCUAAUCAUAUCCUGCAAAAAAGAAUUUGUUUUCGGUUUUAUAACGAAUUCUGGUU
Molecule: messenger RNA, 11632 nt
Organism: Selaginella moellendorffii
Lineage: Eukaryota; Viridiplantae; Streptophyta; Lycopodiopsida; Selaginellales; Selaginellaceae
Product: transformation/transcription domain-associated protein
Exons: 36
Coding region: 47-11506 (3819 amino acids)
Biological process (GO): DNA repair; regulation of DNA-templated transcription
Cellular component (GO): SAGA complex; NuA4 histone acetyltransferase complex; nucleus
Molecular function (GO): protein binding; transcription coregulator activity
Source: RefSeq, a predicted model, not a curated record